AUGGAGGACCGCAGACCCGAAGUCCUCGUCGUCUCCAUUGUCUUCUUCAGCCUCGCUACCAUAUUCGUCGCCCUCCGCUUUGUCUCGCGCAUUUGGAUUGUCCGGAGACUCGCCCUGCACGACUAUUUGAUGCUCGUGGCGUGGCUUAUUGACCUAGGAUUUUCUACUGCGCUGUUCUAUGCCACCAAACAAGGGCUCGGUCUCCACGAUGUCGACAUCCCUGUCGCCUCGAGAUCGGCCCUCAGCAGCGCUAACUAUGCCUUUACCGUUCUAUAUAAUCCCGCCUUGAUGGCCGUCAAGUCCUCCAUCCUCGUCUUCUACCUCACCCUCACUCAAGGCGAGAAGAUUUUCCGCUACGCAAACUACGCCACUUUGUUCGUUGUCAAUGCGGCCGGCCUGGCGCUCACGCUGGUCAACAUCUUCCAAUGCCGACCCGUCGCAGACGCAUUCGCAGCGCAGCUCCCCGCCGAUGCGCAUUGCACCGAUAUCCUGACCUUAUACCUAUCCUCGUCGCCGGUGAAUAUCAUUACCGAUCUAGCGAUCUUGGUCCUUCCGAACCCGAUCCUGACGCGCAUGCGGCUGCCGCGGAAACAGAAGAUUAUCCUCGUGAUCACUUUCAGCUUUGGCUUCUUCGUCGCUGUCGUUGAUGUUGUCCGCAUCGCAUACCUGCAGGAGGCUACCACCGAUCGAGAGAUCGCGUUCCGGCAAAUCCACCUCCAAAAUUAUGGAGGAGAAGACUUUGCUUGGUAUGCGUCGCUUUCGUUCAUGUGGUCCGUUGUGGAGGUCAAUGUCUCGGUUAUGUGUGCCUGCGUUCCCAGUCUGAAACCGCUAGUUGCCAGGCUGGUCCCGAAAAUGAUCCGCGACAGCAUUGGGGGCACUCAAACGAGUCCGUCUGACCCUCUACCGCUGCCGGCAUCAGGACCACAUAUGCCAACCGCAGAUGCUAUCCUCGAGGAGACGGUGAGCCCGGCGAUUCUGCCAGAGAUUGCCACUGUGCCUACUGUAGCUACCACAUUUACCGAUACUGAAGCCAACACGACCACGAUGACGAGCACUUCAGACCCGCGCAGCAUGACGUUUUUCGACUUCGUCAACAUGAAGAAGCCCGCGAAUAUGCUUAAAUUGAGCAACAAGGAAUCAAUAGCCCCGAACGCUAUCACGACCGUCCUGUUCUUCCUCUGGGGCUUUGCUUACGGUUUUCUGGAUAUUCUCAAUGAACAGUUCCAGGAGAUUGUGCGCCUGGACAGCUGGCGGUCGCUCGGUCUUCAUUGCGUAUACUUUGGCGGGUAUCUGAUAGCUCCACCGCUGGUUGGACGUACAGUGCUCAAACACUGGGGCUUCAAGGCGACCUUUAUUACCGGCCUGUGUUUCUACGCCUGCGGGUCGUUGAUCUUCUGGCCAUCCGCCGUGUUGACUUCCUAUUCUGCAUUUCUCGUGUCCAACUUUAUCACUGGAUGCGGACUUGCUAUUCUGGAAACUGCAGCGAAUCCGUUCAUCUCGCUCUGCGGACCGCUAGAGAAUUCGGAAGUACGAUUGAAUAUAUCUCAAGGGGUUCAAGCUGUUGGAAGCGUUCUCUCCCAACUACUCGCCAAACGCGUCUUAUUUCGCAGUGUGACUGAUGUCUCCUCACUAGUCGACGUGCAAUGGACAUACCUCGGAAUCGCAUUGUUUGACGUCCUUCUAGCAAUGGUAUUUUACUACUUACCAAUCCCGGAAGCGUCCGACGAAGACCUGGAAGAACUAGCUAAUCGGCGACGAGACGACAACCGCGCGGCGCCGUUCGGAAUUCCAGUCGUCUGGAUGACCCUCGUCCUAGGCGUCUGGUCCCAAUUCUUCUAUGUAGCCGGGCAGGAAGUCUUCUCCACCAGCUUUGAGGACCUCAUUACCGCCGCUUAUUCUAGUCCCCCGCUCACCGAGUUCGAUUACCUCACAAUCGGCCGGUCCAUCUUUGCCGUCGGCCGCUUCCUCGCAGCGUUCCUACAGUGGUUUCUCAAACCCCGCUGGAUCCUGCUUCUCUCUUACAUCGGCAUGAUCGUCUUCGCCGCAUUGAGCAUGCACACUACAGGCAAUGCAGCAAUUGUGAGCGCCAUGAUGGUUUUCCUCUUCGAAAGCGGCGCCUUCAGCAUCAUCUUCGCUAUUGCCCUCCGCGGUACAGGCCGGCAUACCAAAACAGCCGGCACUUUUCUCACAAUCGCCAUCAGCGGCGGCGCAUUCCUACCUUUUGCGCGAUACGCUGCGCAGCUCGCAACAAACAGUACAGCCGACUCAUACAGCGUCCUCGUUGCGCUAUUUGCGGCUGGCGCUCUGUUUCCGAUAUAUCUUAAUCUUGUCCCGGCCGCUAUGAAGCAAGUCGAUCCUGUGCCGAAUGAACACCUCCGGCAUACCCGCCGUCGCAGCCGCCGACACAGUCGCGGUCCACGACCGAAUGUUCUUCCGCGCGAGAAAGCCAACCCAUCCCAGGGCGGGGUGUAUUCGCGACGGCGAAGCGUCCUCGACGAUCCAGACCCCUUGCCCAGUGUGGACUUUUCCGGUCCGAAUUCUGCGGCAAGGUCGAGAUCGGACUCCGUCGAGGAUGCGGGCGGGGGCGACCUCGCUGCUGAAAUUGACGUCGUGGAUUUCCAGCGCACCCGGACAAAGGACAUCUCUAGUACGAGUGAUGAGAUCUCGCCUAUAUAA
Messenger RNA from Aspergillus mulundensis, 2676 nucleotides. Its product is annotated as putative MFS monosaccharide transporter. Gene Ontology annotation, biological process: transmembrane transport. The transcript has 4 exons. Gene Ontology annotation, molecular function: transmembrane transporter activity. The coding region runs from base 1 to 2676 and encodes 891 amino acids. NCBI's taxonomy places the organism in Eukaryota, Fungi, Ascomycota, Eurotiomycetes, Eurotiales, Aspergillaceae. The record is from RefSeq and is a predicted model, not a curated record.